AUGCUCGCUAUCUCGGGAAGUUCGCUUUCUGAAGCAUUGCUGUUGCUCAGUAGACCGUCAGACAAAAUUUGUGCUACGGUCAUUCUGGAUCUGCUUCGAAAUAAGGACGUGAACCCUUGGCGGAUAGUGACGGAUGUUGAGAUAGGCGAUACGGUAGUCAUCGAUGGAGUGAAAUACAAGAAAAAGCGAAUACUUGGCACAGGAGGCAGUGGAUCUGUUUUCGAGAUUAUCAGAGAAGACAAUGGGACGUCAUUCGCUUUGAAAGAAACUUCACUCCGCCAAAAUGCUGAAAUUUAUCGAGGAGAGGUGGAACGUCUGCAAACGCUCAAAAACUGCCCACACAUUAUCGACUUGAUUGCACACGAUAUCAUUGCAAACAACACCAUACUCCGGAUGGUGUUAGAGUUGGGUGAUGGUGAUCUUGAAUCGGAAGUAAAGAAGAAUAAAGGCACGUUGGAUGCGGCCACUGUGAGAUUGUACGCCUACGAGAUUGGCAAGGGUAUACAGGAAAUGCAUGAAAACUUUCCAGCUAUAAUUCAUCUCGAUAUUAAACUAGCAAAUGUGCUAAUUAUCAGUGGCACUUUAAAACUUGUUGAUUUCGGACUCUCAGCCACCCUGCGCAAAAAUGAAGACCACGUUAUACGAGACUUUAUGUUCGGAUCAAAUCGGCCACCUGAACAAAUAGUUCCAAGAAAAGACGGUACUUACAAAUUAACUAAAAAAGUGGACAUCUGGGGAUUUGGUUUCAUUGUAUACCAAAUGACGUAUGGUCGUAAGCCGUUCAGUAAUUAUACCAACAAGAAUAAGUGUAUCCAACGUGAUGUCGAGAAAAGAGCUACGAUAGAGCAACUGUUCGCGCAUCGUUACCUAUCCGAGAUGAAGUGUAAUACUUGUGGUGAUGAUGAUGGUGGACUAUCAACCGCUAGCCCUCCCUAG
Molecule: messenger RNA, 936 nt
Organism: Haemonchus placei
Lineage: Eukaryota; Metazoa; Nematoda; Chromadorea; Rhabditida; Trichostrongylidae
Source: the annotation of a GenBank genome assembly